AUGAAAAGAUAUUUUUAUUCCAAAUGUUUAUUCGAAAUACAAAACAAAGUUGAUACUAGAAGAUACUAAAUAUAUAGGUUUAAUUUUUGUUUUUAUAACUAAUUUAGAAGACGCGGCUAUAAAUAUUUAGUGGAGAAUCAGUAGUAAGUUAAAUAAGUAAGAUUGUUAGAUUUACCAUUUAAUUUAAAUAAAUUUUUUAAUAAUUUUUUUUAUGGGUUAUUAAUCAUUCAAGUAUAUUUUUAUUUAUUUUUAAUGGCUAAUAAAGUAUUUAGAUCAAAAAAGUUCUUUACUUUCUAGACCUAUAAAUAAAUAAAUAAAUAAAUAAAAAUUCAAGAGAAUAGAAAAAAUAAAAAAGAUAAAAUAAGGUUUUUUUUUUAUUAGCUUCACGUUUAAUUGACUUAAAAUAUUUAAGGCGGAAUAAAAUUAUAAAUUCAAUAGAGCUAAUUAAUUCUCAAAAAAAAAAAUAAAAAUAUCAUCAGCAAAUUUAUUUUUAAAUGUGAACAGCAAGAGAGCUAAAAAGAGGAAGGAAGUCGAAGCAAAUUUUAUAUAAUUUUAUUACUAAUAAUUUUAAAUUAAGAGUAGCAUACUAAUAAUACUGAUCAAUACAAUUAACAGGUAUGUUAAUUAGUAACUUAAAUAUGA
This is a messenger RNA of Tetrahymena thermophila SB210, 642 nucleotides long. RefSeq names its product transmembrane protein, putative. Lineage: Eukaryota; Ciliophora; Oligohymenophorea; Hymenostomatida; Tetrahymenidae. The record is from RefSeq and is a predicted model, not a curated record. The transcript has 2 exons.